Molecule: messenger RNA, 261 nt
Organism: Angiostrongylus costaricensis
Lineage: Eukaryota; Metazoa; Nematoda; Chromadorea; Rhabditida; Metastrongylidae
Source: the annotation of a GenBank genome assembly
CAACAGUGGUUAUCUAAAAUUAGCGAAAUUGCUGUUAUACCAGAUGCACCAACAGAACUCAUGGUGGACGAAUGGAUAGCCAACGGUGAUGUGGGGAAACUGGAGCAGUUAGUGCUGGACGGAAGAGGCUACCUUCUUAAGUUAGCGACCUCAAAAAUCAAUGCCAUUCACAAAGCGGUUGAGGAUGGGGACGUACGUCGUGUGAAAUCACUAAUCGACCGUGAGCAACUUGCCUUAGCCAGAGACUCCUACGGUAGGUGA